AUGCACAGUGCCCGUGUGGGCGAGACUAUAUGCUCAUCGACUCGUGCUGUCAGGGACGCAUCGUUCUGUAUCGACAAAUGGCACGAAUUACCAGUGAGUCGCCUGCUACAGAUUGAGAGAUAUCGUGGAUUCGAAUAUCCCCACAAUCGCGAUCAUGGCGGAUGCAGCUUUCAACUACGUGCUCGAGCACAGCUGAAUGUCUCGAGUGACACGCUAUACGUUUCAUCGUUCCGUCGAUCCUUCACGGUGCAUGCUUCACAACAAGCCUCUCAAUCCAGACCUAUCAGACCAGGCCCUCCUUCGCUCGGUAUCAGAAGACCAAGGCCAACUGCGCAGCAGGACGAGGACUCUGGUUUUACAAUACUGUCGUAUUCCGAAGACCGUAACAGGAGAAUAGUUGAAGAACGUCAGGCCAGAGAAGCCGAGAUCAAAGGGCAAGAACUUUCUCGUGCAAUAUCUCUGCUCCAGGUGCAACUCGACACAUGGUCCUCUGGUCGUCUGGAUCGAAGUGUUAUCGCUCAAGCUCUUGCAGAGCAGCGCAGGAAGGGUCAGAAGCAGUAUGAUGAGAAAUUCGAGCUAUGUCGCAGCAUAUGGAUACUCGCUGUAAACCACUUGAAAGAUCUAGAAGCGCAUAUGCAAUACUCACAGGCCUGGAUCUUGUAUUGCAAGCAUCGCUUCGCUCUUCUCGAUCGCAGCUACAGCACUUUCACCACGACACUCAGUCAGCUUAACCUCCAAGUGAAUAGACUUCGCUACGCUGUGGAAUGGUGGCGUUGGAAAGUUGAUGAGCUUGAUGUCCGAGCACAGAUUACAGCCGACUUCGUGACACAGCUCAAAGCAAUUGAGAUUCCGCAAGCUCCACUCGCUCACAGUCCGCAAGCUUCACUCACUUACAGUUUACAUGACAUCCUAGACACCAACGUGCACAUUUCCAAUCUACUGGAAGAUGGACUCUUGCUGCGGCUUGAAGAGGCUUACUACAAUACCAGAGAUCCUCCUCCAGUGUCAAAAGCAGCCGUUAGCUUGAGAGAGAAUCGCCGAAAUUUUCUCCCUGAUAUAAGUGCUAUUGGAAUGAAGGGUCACGUCUUCAGAUGGUGUAAUCGUCUCUCUCAGACUGACAUGCGCCUCCCAGGUUCUGUCGAUCCAGAGUUAGUUGUUCUUUCUGUCUCUCUUGCUUCCUACGGCUGGCUGCAUGCCUACGACCAGAUGCAAUUUGAAAUUCAGACGUGUUUGGGCUUGCUAAAAAAGAAUCCAGCCCGGUAUAAGAAGUGGGAGGUCGCUCAACGAUCAUUCCGUGGGCGUGAUUUGUUCUUCGGCCUGCAAGAAGAGCUUCAGGUCUUUCUUGCUAAAGGCACGGUGUUGUGCCGUGGCGAAAUCAUGUCUCGAAAUCAACUCGACUGGUGCACCUAUUUGCCUAAGUACUAUGCCUGUUUUAGGCCCUUCGAAGAAUACGCCACCAUCAUGAGUCAAACAGUGCAGGCUUUGCGAUCGUGGAAGAAGCCAGGUCGUGAGGAAUGCUCCAGGUACGACAGCGCUAUAGCAAAGCUUCGGCUACAUCAGCGAGAUUUUCUAUCCGCCUUGGAUAGAUUGACCGUUUCUAUGAACACACGUCUCCAGGUUCGUGACGAUGUCUACAUACCAAAAACUUGGCUCCGAAAGCGAAACUUCGAGGCUUCCCUUCAAAUUGCACAGUCCAGAGCCAUAUCGUCGUUGACCAGCAGAAGUGACCUGUACAGAGACGUUCACUUGAGCUCGAAUGCCAUUAUAGAUCCUCUCAAACUCCUGGAAGACUGCUCACUAUACCCGAGAACGAAGACUAUUGAAGCUGAGUAUGUUUUUAGUGAACAGAGAGCGCUCACUCUACUGGCGGAUUUAGCCCGAACAAAAGUUAUUGGAGUGGAAAUAGUUGCAGUCCCCCACUGGACAUACAAAUCUUCCUCCCUCAAAGCCACGGUCGACAGGACGUUCAUGCACUGGCUCUUCGCAACACCCGACCGCGUCUUUAUAGUUGAAAAGUUUGUCUUAGGUCCAUCAAGGGUUCCGUUUCUUGCUCUGAAGUCGUUGAUGGAGACCCGAGACAUCCUUAAGAUUUUCCACGGAUGGAAAACCUGGGAGUCUUUGUUACCUCGAAACAACAUCUUCGCACAAGGCAUCGUUGAUGUCGAACCCAGCUCAGCCGUGAAGGAUGCUUACUUUGAGAAGCCUGACCGACGAGGCUGGUGCCUACUGACUGACAAAACUUUCCUUCGAGAGGCUGAAAAGGAAGGAAUUCGUGCCGCAAUAUGCAAUCUUGCGUUGCAACCCACCUAUAAUUUGAUCACCUUCUUCAAUGCUGUUGCAAGCAGACCUGAGUUGUUGGCGCAGCUGUCAUCAGAAGACCGUUCUUCGAUCCUGGCUACAUGUGAUACCAUGAAGCACAAUUUAGGCCGCUCAUCCGAGCCACCGACUUUCGGCCCACUACGCUGGGAUUCAGAUGCGUCUGUCGAAAGCGAGGAAUAUCUUGCUUCCUUCACUAGGAAUGUACAUGGUUCGGGAAAGCUCCGCAAGGUUACCCUGCUGGACUUCGUUCAAGGCAUGGUCAUCUACGAAACCCGACGUCGGUCUAUUUCGAGCAAGACUCAAGCCCACCUCGUUGCUUACUACCUCUUCACCUCUUUCGGGCAGCAGUUACCUGUCGUGUCAAAUUUGACAGGUAUCGUUGAUGUAGCAGAGAAAAUACUGGAGGUUGUCAGCAAAUUGAGUUUACGACUCAAUGCCGAGCACCGUACAGAACUCGAGCGAAUCACUGGGCCUUGUCUCCUUACCUCACAUAGAGUGUCUGGAGAUGAGUCAAACUCAACGAAACCUAGGCGGCGCCGGACGGUCGAAAAGGAAAUCCUUGAGGAAGCAAUAACAUCACUUACACAGACCACAAGACCCGAUACUUGCCUGCCCGUUCGACCUCCUCUACUGAGCUUCAUUGAGCAACAAUCCACAGGACAACCUUCGCACAGCGAAACCAACUGGCAUGGACUUCCCUCCGUUAGUGUUGAACCACCAGCGACCAGUAACGCAGCAUACACCCCAUUCGAAGUCCAAGCUCCUUCAAGAUCGCUCAAACGAAAGACUGGUACUAGUGCGGCCAAGAUUAAAGGCCGAAUUCAAGGUCCAGGUGUAGAAAGCUCUACGCCGCGUCGGAAACAAGCUGUGUCCACGAGCAUCAAGUCAGGGAAGCAGGUCUCGCGCCGGGUCAGGAAGGUGGACGGUAUCUUUUCUGCUGAAAACGCAAGACUCCUGAACUUGAGACUGCGAGAACAACCACGCCGUUUGACGAUGGAAGACAUGGCACCACCAGAUAGCAAACCUGCUCCGACCACUGGCUCAAGAAUGCGCGACUUCGUAUCGAGCUUCUUUGUCUCCAAAAAGCCAGAGAAAGAUGAUUGA
Molecule: messenger RNA, 3423 nt
Organism: Lithohypha guttulata
Lineage: Eukaryota; Fungi; Ascomycota; Eurotiomycetes; Chaetothyriales; Trichomeriaceae
Exons: 2
Coding region: 1-3423 (1140 amino acids)
Source: RefSeq, a predicted model, not a curated record